GUUAAAGAAUAAUUAAAAGAUGAAUAUCAAAGAUGAUAAUGUCAAUAUUCGAACCUUUGUUGAAGGUUUAACUAAAAUCACAUCAGAUAAUUUACUUGAAUUGACAAAAAUUUCAUUAACCUUAUUAAAAAGUACACCGGCAAUUAAAGAUGCGGCCCUCGAAUUCUAUUGUACUUUAUUUAAUAUGGCCGUACGAACAUAUCUACAAAAUAUUGAGACAGAAAUAUCUACAGGACGUACUGUUGGACCAGGUGAAUCGAGUGCCGAAGAAGAAGAAGCUUCUGUUGCUGAAGUACAUACAGCGCUUUGUAAUUACAUAACUGCAAAUCCUGAAGUAUGGGCCCCAAUUGUUAGUACAUGGUCAUUACAGUUGUUAGGUGAAUUGUCUACAAGAUAUGCGGGUCGAGCUCAUAUUCCUGUCGACUCAGGUUUAAAUGAAAAAAUGCAUUUAUGGAUGGGAUGUCGUGCGACCCGUACUCUCAUGGAUAUUACAACACAAUGUCUUUCAUGUUUAAUGGAUUCGGAUACCGAGACAUGUAUAAGUGCGCUAUUAGAUUCAUCUGUUAAACAUUCGCCACAUUUCGAUUGGGUAGUAGCGCAUGUUGGUAAUUGUUUCCCGGAUACAGUUAUUACACGUGUCUUAUCGUGUGGAUUAAAAGAUUUUGCUCAACAUUCUCGUGUAUCCAUUAGUGAAUCAUCGCCACAUGCAGAUAAAGCAAAUCGUUUAACUUCAAUUGUUGGUAUUUUGGAUCACCUGGCUUCCAGUCAUUUUAAUGAUAUUCGUACAGCAUUAUUGGAUUUAUUUCAUAGCAGUCUUCAAUAUCAAGGAUUGGAACCAGAAGUAAAAUUACAAAAACGUGUAACAGUUCCAUAUUUACUUCAGUUGGCGUCUACUUCACAUACGUUACGUAAAGCGUUAACAAUGAAUAUACAAGAAACUGUUAAUGUAAAUAUGAUAACACAAUUCAAUGAUUACAUCAGUGAAUGGUGUAAACAUUUUCAAUCAUCUGAAUCAUUUUUGGAUUUAGUAGUACAAUUAGCACUUGGCUGUGAACAUGGUGGAAUACAAAUUAUUAAUUUAUUAUUAGAUUGUAUUACAUCACAACAAUUACCAUCAUCAAUUCAACAGAAUUGUCACUUAAUAUUAGAGAAUAUUUUACUGGAAUUAGAUUUAUUAAUACGUUCUGGUACAAAUAAUAUCGAUUUUUUAACAUCAAUUGGUAAAGAUUUACAUCAUUUAGAGCAAAUUUUAUUAUUCGAAGAUGAUACCACAUCUGCAGCUUCAUUAUUACGGCAAGAUGUUGCAUGUCGUAUUAUUAUAUUGUUAGGUAAUAAAAAUCCACCAGCUUUCAUGUUAAUUAGCAGUUACUUAAUACGUAAAUCGAAAACUGAUAAUCAAUUGAAAUUAUUAGUGAAAAUAUUAUCUGAUAAUUUAAGUAGCCUUUCGUUUGAAUUUGCCCAUGAAGGUGAUUGUUUGGGUCAAGCCAUAGAACAUGCUAUAGGUCAUACAACAAUGACAAUCGAAGAAGAAGAUGAAUUAUUUUCAUAUGUUGAUAAUAAUGACAUUGAUCAUGAAAAUGCUGAUAAUAAUGGCGAUGAUAUUGAUAUGAAAGAUGAUAUGUUAUCAUUUACUGAAACAAAGUCGGUACAUAAUAUUUCAACAGUUGUUACGGAGCCAUACAGCGUUAAAGCUCAAACUUUAUGGUCGAAUAUGUUGAAACUGUUAAAGUGGGAAAAAGCUGUCCAAAAGAAGAUCAAUGAAAGUAAAGUUUCUGAAUUUAAUAUAAUCGAAAGUUUUAUCGGAACUGAUCGUUCUUCUAAAAAAUCCAGCACCAAUGGUGAUAAAGAUAACGAAACAGGUUUCGAUCAAGAGAAUUUACCUUCAUUAUUAACAAGCCAUGGCAUUUCUAAAGCAAUUUUUAGUAAUCUUAUGGAAGUUUCACUUAUAUUUGGUGAUUGUACACGACAUUCUCACGUCUCGCACAUCUUAGCUGAACUCCUAGUACUGUUAAAUGUUCCUUCUCAACAAUCAAUUUUAAAACCACCGUCAUUGGAACUUCUGUUACAUUUGACAACGGUUACAGUGAAAUAUUUUUUCCAGUCAUGUUUAGAGGAUGAUCCACAUUUACGUGCAACAUACACGUAUCGUACAUGUGUAUUGUUGAAUCGAUUAUGUGUAUCUGUGGGAGCAGCACGAACUUUGGCCAUACGUGAAUUACUAGAACAUGCGUUAUUUAAACCGCAAUCAGUGCUAUUUGGUGCAAAAUUUAAUCCAAAUAAAUCAUAUUCAGAUGAUUUGUUGUUAUAUCAAAAUUUAAAACAAGGUACUUCAACAUUAUUACAACGAGAUUCAUCAAUAUUUCAUGCGGGUGUUAUUGGUUCUGGAUGUCGUAAACAAAGUGCUUCCAAUCAACUCGAAAAAGAUGCAAUUAGUGCGAAUACCACUUGGCUAAUCAAUGCAAUUGAAGCAUGUUGCAUGCCUGCCUUAUUUGACGAAGAAAGUUCAAAUGAAAUUACAGAUGAAAAUAUUAUUUUUAAUACUAAAAUUACAUUAGAGACAAUGGAAAAAGUUUCAUUAUUUUUAGUUGAAAAUAUCAGUUCUGAUGUCAUGUAUAAUGGUCUACCAUGGCCGGAAGAGGAACAUAUGAAAGUAACAAUUGAACGAGAUUUACAUAUUCGACGAAUGUUUAGCGAUAUUCCUCUUUUAUGGGAAUUAAUGUUUAUGUUAAGUAAAUAUCCACCAUCUUUAUGUUUUUGUUCGGUUUUGUUACGGGCGUUGACUGCUACAUUGCUACAUCAGUGGAAUAGUUUAGGAAAUCGUGGAUCUGGACUACAAUUCAAUCAAGAUCAAUCUAAUUUAGAUUCAUUAACGGCACAAACGAUACAGUUAUUAGAUUUAAUGGCAAUUGGACAAUUAUUACCACGACCUUUAUCGAAUAUACGUGAUAUUAUUACAAUUUUAACACCAACUGAGAUUGUGCAAUUAUUACGUGAAUGUGUAUGGAGUUACAUGCGUCCAAAUGAACAUGUACCAUCUCCCGCUCUGUUUAAAGUGAAUUCUCAAGGUCAAUAUUAUCGUGAUCCCGAAUCAAUAAAACCUGGUGCACAAUACACAGAUCCGUUACGUUUAAUAUUACAACGGAAUAUUGAUACUUUGGGUGAACAAUUUUGGUUAAUGUUUGAUACAUCCACAAAUGAACAAGAAGAACAAUUGAAUAAGAAAACUGAGCCCACACAACAAAUUUCCACAAAUUAUGGGUAA
This is a messenger RNA of Chrysoperla carnea, 3262 nucleotides long. RefSeq names its product integrator complex subunit 5 (gene omd). Gene Ontology annotation, biological process: snRNA 3'-end processing. Gene Ontology annotation, cellular component: integrator complex. The transcript is spliced from 11 exons. The record is from RefSeq and is a predicted model, not a curated record. Lineage: Eukaryota; Metazoa; Arthropoda; Insecta; Neuroptera; Chrysopidae. The coding region runs from base 20 to 3262 and encodes 1080 amino acids.